CACCCCUCCAAAGGUUUUCCCAAAACCGAGCACAAUCAAUGGCAUCACCACCUCCCUCGGAUACCCGCCCGGCGGCCGAGGAAGUGUCAUCCCCCGCCCCUAAGAAGAUCAAGCUCUCCGACACCAGGGACUCUCAUGCUGGCGUCGCUGACAUCAAACCAGAGUACCUCCUCCCCAAGGCUCGGAAAGCCAUCUCCGCAUCCGCAGAUGACGACGCAGUCGGGGCUGCCCACCACCACCACUACCAAGAGGCAGAGAAUGGUGGCGGAGGGAAAAAACGUAAACACGAGCGCGGACAGAAUAAAGCGAGGAAGUUCCAUUUCGCGAACGAUGAAGUUAAACUGUGUAACAGCCUUGUUAUGGUUCCGCGGGAGGGUCUAUUCGAGGGGACUGUUUGUGAAUUCGCGUUGAAUGCUCGGCCGAAGGGUCAGAAGGCGAGGCAGCGGCGGAAGAAGAAGGAAGAAGUCGAGGUGGGGAAGGCGACAGGAGAGGAUAAGAUUAUGGAGGGGAGGGAAGAGGAGGAAUGGGUACAGCCGGAUGGGUUGUCGAAAAAGUGCGGUUUCUCACACAAUCUACGGGAGUAUUUGAAGAGCAAGCGGGAUGAUUCCGAAGGAGUUUGUCCGGUUUGGGAACUAAGGGGAUAUUGCGGAAGUGGGUGGAGAUGCAGAUGGGUUGGGUCGCAUUCUAAGGAAGAUGAGAAUGGCGAAUUAUAUAUGGUUGUUGACGAGGGAAAGAAGAAGAUACCGCAGCAGUGGGAGGAAGAGGUCCCUAUUGGGGGUUUUUAUGACCCAUACGGAGAGAUUAUUAAUUCUGUCCCGAUGAGCCUGAAGAUCCGACUGAGGAAGAACGAAUUUCCGACUAAGAAGAGCGAGGUUUAUGCGGAAUGGGAACAUAAAGAGAAGACUACACGGGAUGGUUUGGGUUACGAGGACAAGGGCGAUGCCAGAGCUUCUUUUGUGGAUGCACCCGUGAAUGCGGCGGAGAAAAGAAGAAUAUACAUUGGAAAGGAAACGCCGUUGUUGGCUCCCUUAACAACAACGGGCAACCUUCCUUUCCGCCGUCUAUGCUCUCGUCUUGGUGCUGCCCUUACCUACUCCGAAAUGGCCAUGUCUGUUCCCCUCCUCCAGGGCCACAAGCCAGAGUGGGCUCUAUUAAGGGCCCAUGCAUCUGAAAUUCCGAAUUUUGGUGCUCAGAUUUGCGGCACUAAGAUUGGAACGGCGGUUCGGGCGACAGAAGUCUUGACAACUUUGUUCCCAUCGGCCGCCUCUUCUCGUCAUGGGCUGUCACUUGUUGACUUGAACUGUGGAUGCCCAAUUGACCUUGUAUACCGUCAAGGUGGAGGUAGUGCACUUCUGGAUCAGCCAUCCAAGUUAAUCAAGAUGCUCAAAGGAAUGAAUUAUGUCUCUGGGGAAACACCAAUAACGUGUAAAAUUAGGUUAGGAACUCGAGAUUCCUCGCCCGUUGCUAAGAAACUUGUCCAGAGGAUCUACGAUGCUGGGGAUGUCCAGGCUAUUACGCUUCAUGGCAGGAGUCGCCAGCAGCGAUACUCUCGGGAUGCCGACUGGACGUAUAUUGCCGAGACUGCGGCGCUGAUCAAAGAUUUUAAGCGGAGGUCUGACACAACUGCCGACACAGCGAUUGAUAAGGAGGCUAGAGAUAAACCGAAUGUCUUCUUUGUAGGAAAUGGUGAUUGCUAUUCUCACGUCGACUACUAUAAUUCCAUUGAUCAAGGCAACGUUGAUGGAGUAAUGCUUGCAAGGGGAGCUCUGAUAAAACCCUGGCUCUUUGAGGAAAUCCAAAAAGGUCAGUAUUUGGAUAAGUCUGCCACCGAGCGCUUAGACUACAUUCGUGAGUACGUUCGAUACGGUCUUGAAUGCUGGGGCAGCGACGAACUCGGUGUUGCUACUACCCGUAGAUUCCUCCUCGAGUGGCUCAGCUUUGGAUGUAGAUACGUACCCAUUGGGAUUCUCGAGAGGUUGCCUCCUCGGAUUCAGGACAGACCUCCCCCAUGGAAGGGAAGAAAUGAAUUGGAGUGCUUGCUUGGUGGCUCGGACUAUAAGGAUUGGAUCAAGAUAUCAGAGAUGUUUCUGGGUCCUUGUCCGAGUGACUUUCACUUUACACCUAAGCAUAAGGUUUGCGUGAUAACUUUAUGUCUUGGUUGA
Tuber melanosporum (Perigord truffle) is the source of this 2162-nucleotide messenger RNA. RefSeq lists its product as uncharacterized. Gene Ontology annotation, biological process: tRNA processing. The coding region runs from base 39 to 2162 and encodes 707 amino acids. Lineage: Eukaryota; Fungi; Ascomycota; Pezizomycetes; Pezizales; Tuberaceae. Gene Ontology annotation, molecular function: flavin adenine dinucleotide binding; RNA binding; tRNA dihydrouridine synthase activity. The record is from RefSeq and is a predicted model, not a curated record. The transcript is spliced from 4 exons.